AUGAAUUUGGUUACACCGAAACAGCGUAAAGAAUGGUUCAGCCGUGCUGAAGACUAUGCCGACACUUUUCUUCAUCAUACUAAACAUUUUUUACCACAUGUUGCAAGAUUUUGUUUAGUAGCAACAUUUCUUGAAGAUGGCAUUCGUAUGUGGAUGCAAUGGACUGAACAGAGAGAAUACAUUAUGAAAAGUUGGAGUGCUGGAUGGGCUAUUGGAACUCUUUUCGUUAUCAUUAAUCUACUUGGACAACUCGUACCGUGUGCAAUGAUUUUGACAAGAAAGAAAACUGAUAUUGCUUGUGGAGUGUUAGUUUUUAUUAUUGGCUUUCAAGCUAUUGCAUACCAAAUUAUCUGGGAACUUCGAUUUUUACUUAGAUCAUGUUCAUUGGUCGGUGGUUUAAUAUUGCUAAUGGUCGAAAAUCGAAAAGAAGCACGUAGUCUAUUUGCUGGUGUACCAACAAUUCAUAAUAAUGCACCAAAAAAUUACAUGCAAUUAGCUGGUCGUAUGUUAUUAGUUAUUAUGUUUUUAACUAUUGUUCGUUAUGAAUUAACAUUUAUGUCAAUAAUACAAAAUUUUAUUGGUGGUAUAUGUAUGUUAUUUGUUGCUGUUGGUUUUAAAACAAAAUUAUCAGCGUUAUUUCUUGUUGUGUAUUUAACAAGUGUUAAUUUUUAUUUGAAUUGCUUUUGGCUUGUGCCAAAUCAUCGUGCUUUACAUGAUUUUUUGAAGUACGAUUUCUUUCAAACGAUGUCGGUUAUCGGUGGUCUUCUAUAUGUUGUUGCUCUUGGUCCAGGUGGCGUUUCAUUGGAUGCAAGAAAGAAAGAAUGGUAG
Messenger RNA from Rotaria socialis, 828 nucleotides. Lineage: Eukaryota; Metazoa; Rotifera; Eurotatoria; Philodinida; Philodinidae. The record is from the annotation of a GenBank genome assembly.